Messenger RNA from Dendronephthya gigantea, 2098 nucleotides. RefSeq lists its product as uncharacterized. NCBI's taxonomy places the organism in Eukaryota, Metazoa, Cnidaria, Anthozoa, Malacalcyonacea, Nephtheidae. The transcript has a single exon. The record is from RefSeq and is a predicted model, not a curated record. The coding region runs from base 89 to 2098 and encodes 669 amino acids.
CAAAGUUGAAAAGAGCGAGCUUCUGACAACUAGUAACCCCAAUUACGACCAACUCGUGAGACGAUAUAAACAUUUGAAUUCGGUCAAAAUGGACGAACGCGACACAAAGAGUGAGCUACCCAUUCACCUCGUGCUGGGAAACGGCGAGUAUGCUCGGAUAAAAACAAGGACCAAACCCCUGGUAGGAAAGGACGGUGAUCCCGUGGCGGAAUUUACAAGGUUUGGUUGGAUGAUCAUGAGUCCUGGAAUCGAGUUGGACCAGAAUACGAUGCUACUGACCACAACAUCUCAAAACGAUUUCGAGCGAUUGUGUCGGUUAGACGUCCUCGGUCUUGAAGAUCCCACCGAGGAAGGCUCUCAAGCGAUUUACGAUGAUUUUAAAGACGAGCUCACACGCGACAAAGAAGGCUGGUACGAGACUAGCUUACCGUGGAAAUCGCAUCAUCCACACCUUCCGUCGAACGAAAGAGGAAGCAUAAGGAGACUUAACAACCUGGUGAAACGUCUCGAGAAAAGAGGAAUUUACAAAGAGUACAACGACAUUAUUCAAGAUCAGCUCGUGAAAGGUAUUGUCGAACCAGCACCUGCCACAGCAAAGGGUAAAGAGUUUUACAUUCCCCACAAGCCCGUCGUAAAGGAGACCGCAGAGACGACGAAACUUCGGGUCGUUUACGACGCGUCCGCCAAAGAAUCGGCAUCUGAUCCAUCCUUGAACGAAUGCUUGAACCCUGGCCCACCACUCCAGAACCACCUGUGGGAUAUUUUAGUUCGUCUACGUUUCCUCCCCAUCGUGCUGACCGCUGAUCUCGAGAAAGCCUUCCUGCAAGUCCGGAUACGCGAAAACCAACGAGAUUCCCUACGCUUCCAUUGGAAGGCACCAGAUAGUGACGACCUCACAGUCUAUCGGUUUACUAGGGCGCUGUUUGGGCUGACCUGUUCUCCCUUCCUUCUUGGAGGUGUCCUGAACGAACACCUAAAGAGUUGGGAGAAAAGAUAUCCGGCUCUGGUGGAAGAGAUAAAAGGCGGCCUGUAUGUCGAUGAUGUGAUGGAGGGAGGUGAUAAUGUUGAAGAGGUCAAAGAGAAGAAAGCGAAGACGGUUAGUAUUUUUGAGGAUGCCACUUUCCACCUGCAUAAAUGGCACUCAAACGCCUCUGAACUCGAGGAUACCGACCAGAGCGCCAAUGAAGGCAACGUGGGCAACCCGGAAACUACCUUCGCGAAACAGCAGCUGGGCACAAAGGGGACUGAGACAAAGAUCCUCGGUAUGGGUUGGAACAAAGCUCAAGACCGUUUAAGUGUUGUAGUAAACAAAGAACGAGACGCAGCAUCUACGAAAAGGGAGGCCCUGUCGCAGGUUGCAAGUGUGUACGACCCACUCGGCCUGGUUUCCCCAACUACCCUAGUAGCAAAACUACUGUACCGUGAAAUGUGUGAAGAGCAACUUGCCUGGGAUGAAGAACUUAACGGUUCUUUGAAGAGACGGUGGAAAGAGUGGUACGAAAACCUGCCAGGCCAGUACACGGUCCCUCGAACUUUAGCCCCUCACAGAGAGCCAGUACAGUCAAUCACCCUUCACGGAUUCGGGGAUGCCAGUAAGAACGGAGUUUCUGCGGUCGUCUACGCAGUCGCAGAGCAAGAGAGCGGAACAACCCAAGGUAUCGUGUGUGCAAAGUCCAGACUUGCGAAGAAGAGCCUCACGAUUCCCCGUUUAGAGCUUGUCGCUGGUCAUAUGACCGCAAACUUAGUGACGAACGUCGAGCGAGCGAUCGGAAUGGAGAAGGUGACCGAGAUACACUGUUGGUUGGACUCGACAGUCGCGUUAUAUUGGAUCAAUGGACAAGGCGAGUACCGGCAAUUCGUAUCCAACCGAGUGAAAAAGGUCAAAGAACUCGACCGGAUCAGAUGGCAUCACGUCCCAACGAACGAGAAUCCCGCUGACCUAGGGAGCCGCGGAGGAGAUGUGGUGGGAAACGAGUUAUGGAAGCACGGUCCACGUGGCUUAACAACCAGGAGACGUGGCCACCGGAAGUUGUGCCUGUGGCGAGUUCGGAUUCGAAGCAAGAGGAAAAACCGUCGACGCGAGUUUUGGUCACGAUGA